Nematocida homosporus is the source of this 2379-nucleotide messenger RNA. RefSeq lists its product as uncharacterized. The transcript has a single exon. NCBI's taxonomy places the organism in Eukaryota, Fungi, Microsporidia. The coding region runs from base 1 to 2379 and encodes 792 amino acids. The record is from RefSeq and is a predicted model, not a curated record.
AUGGUAGAAGCCAAGCUGAACUAUUCAGUAUCCUUUAGAGGUAGUAUAAAGAAGUCUUGGUUGGUGGUUUGGAGUGCUUUGCUUAGUAUGGGAUGGUUCUCUUUGGCUGAAUCGGCUUUGAAUCCGGGUAUAGAUAAUAUGAAAAUAGGCCGAGUUUAUCAAAAGAAAGAAUCAAAAAUAUCGAGAAAUGUAAGUUUCGAGGGUUAUAAGAAACGAAUUACUAAGGAGCAUGCAGUUGAGUAUCUGCUUUUCAGUACUGCAACUAUACUGGAUUUUGAUGAAAUUAUGAAUGAACUUAGAAUUUCUAGUCCGAGAGAGAUAAUUGUCAAGGAAGGAUCAAAAGUUGAUAUGAAGGAUGUGACUUCGCUGUUAUCCAGAAUGCUUUAUAUUAGUGAGUGCAACCGACUGACAUUGGUCGGGCUUAGUAAUGAACAACCGGGCCCGCCGGUGGUUUGCUCUUAUAAUGGCUUGCGACGGGCCACACGGGAGAAGACAGUGGCUAUUCAGUUGAUGCGGAAAAGGGUACAGGGAGGAUUGUGUGUGGUAAUUGAGGAUUGUAGUGCGUUUGCUGUUGAUACGUUGUGUAAUCUGAUAGCUACAACACAAGUCUUGCGCGAACUUACGAUUAAAAACUGCCGGCCAAUUCAGUCGGUGUCUUGGGUUCCUUUGAUAAGUUGGAUCGGAAAGAUGAGGUGUACUUUGAGCUUCUGCACUUAUCUACACCCAACAGCCUUCACUAAUCUUCUGAAUGAGUUGUGUCGGCAUUGGGUUAGUAAGACGUUGCUGCAGGUUGUAAUUGAGAUGCCUGGUAGUAGCGAGACAGUGGCGCGUAAUAGUAUCACUCACAAAUGUGACCUUAGUAGUCUUGAUCUUGUUGUUAAUUUAGAUACUAUAACUCGGGUUUACCUGCAAAAUAUUCGGAUUACAGCUCUUCGAUCUUUAACUGUUGUUGGGAUGGACUGCUAUAUAGCUGACCAUACUGAUGUGAUUCAAGUUGGUUCAUUGGACCAGAGGAAGCUGAAGCUCAUUGAAACUACUAGGCUAAACGUCUAUCUAACCCAAUGUUAUAUUGGCAAUGAGACUAGAUGCCGCAAUAUACUGAAUAGUUGGGGUGUUAAAGCAGAAGUCCCGAUCGUCUUUGAAUAUCCCUUGGGUCUUCCGGAGAAGGCGCUAGAUGGCCUGGAUCUUUGUUUUAACUUCGGAGAUACAUGCACGGACCUAAGCAGGUGUUGUACUCGGCCAAGUACAUUCCGACAAAUUAACUUGAGCUUACUGGCUGAAGAGUCCAAAAAUUGGAAUAUUCUAGCCUGUUGCUAUGAGUCACGGGCUGAUGCUCAACUUAAGUACGACGAAAUAGAACUUACCUGGGGAAACACACAAUGCCAUGAGACCCAAACUCUUAUAGAAACUCUAACCAUUCAAACCGUGGCUUUAUUUGCUCAAAAGAGGGUUAGUGUCAUUCGCAUUAAACCUCUGACCGCUAAUUCACAACCGGCUUCUCUACACAAAUCUACCUCGCGCUUGAGUCUUCAAAGUUUCAGAUCAAUCCGUAAGACGUCAAGGGCUUCAGAUAGAAGCAUAGCGGCCGAAGCUGUCUGGUACUCGUCUAGUCCGGGCCUAACCGGCCACCCCACUCAUCUAACACUUGAAUUUGAUAGUGUCAAAGAAGAUUAUAUUAAGAAACUGCUGCUAAAAAGCCCCAUCCUCAAGUACUUCAAAGUAGUGAAGAUUUACAACACCCAUGACCUGAACUUAACAAGCCUUAUCAAGGCCUUUGCAUCCGUUGACACAAACAGGUUAGAGUGCAUACAAAUAGAUGCUUUCUGCAUCAAGUCUUUUGCAUACAACCCAGAUACCUGUUCGGCAGCGGCUCAGGCAGUCCUUCCUAAACUACACCUCAUUUUAGAUCAAGCUACUCUUCGCUUUCAUACCAAAGCCCUUAUUGCGCUCUUUAAGCAAGGAAUGCCGUUUUGUGUACCAUUCAACUUUCUCGCCACCAAGAAACUCGUAGAUAUGCUGACUAAGCCCAUCCUAGACGCCAUUUUUGAAAUUCAUCUCUACAAUGCCACCCCAGAUGAUUUCCAAACUGGAUACAUUGAGCGGUUCAAUAUAUCUCUGCUGCUCAAUGAUAAAAAGCUGAUAAUCUAUGUUGAACCUUUCGCUAUCUCUUCUGUCAACCACAACCGAAUAGCACUAUAUGUCUCAAAUCUGUACAGGCGGUAUAAUAACCUCACAAUCCGUGCGCCCAUCGAGAUGCAAUAUCUAUUUGCCAAGAAGCAAAGGCCAAGGGACUCACCAACCGCCUCCUCAACCGCGGGAUCAGUAGGAGCUGAAUCUCAAAACGCAUCUCUAGUCUCGUGCCCCGUCGGCCUAAUAUAA